This is a messenger RNA of Spirodela intermedia, 18164 nucleotides long. NCBI's taxonomy places the organism in Eukaryota, Viridiplantae, Streptophyta, Magnoliopsida, Alismatales, Araceae. The record is from the annotation of a GenBank genome assembly.
AUGAGUACCGUGGACAAGAUGCUCAUCAAGGGGAUCCGGAGCUUCGACCCGGAGAACAAGCACGUCAUCGCGUUCUUUAAACCUCUGACGCUCAUAGUCGGCCCCAAUGGCGCCGGCAAGACCGUAAGGACAGGCCCCUGGCAGCCCGCCUUUUCGCAGUUGUCACCGUGCUGUGUUAGGCUGGGGGCCUCGCCCUUCGAGCCUCUGUUUUCUCUGAUCGCGGGAGUCUGUUGGAUUGUUUACCGUGACGUUUUUUUUUCCCGCUUUGGUUAAGUCGCGUCUGAUCGUCAUCUGGUGCUGUUACGGCAGACCAUCAUCGAGUGUCUGAAGCUGUCCUGCACCGGGGAGCUGCCUCCGAACGCUAGGUCCGGGCAUAGUUUCAUCCAUGAUCCCAAGGUGUCCCCGAUCUUUCCUUCUUUUCUCUUUUUUCCGUUGCCGGAUUGGGUGAGUUAUCUGUUUCCGGCCUUGUGGUGAGUUCGAUGGUUGCCUGAAGGUGGCGGGAGAGACGGAGACUAAGGCACAGGUGAAGUUGCGGUUCAAGACAGCUGCGGGGAAGGACGUGGUGUGCAUAAGGUCCUUCCAGCUGACACAGAAGGCCUCCAAAAUGGAGUUCAAGGCCAUCGAGAGUGUUCUACAGACCAUCAAUCCGCAUACUGGCGAGGUCCAUCCCCAAAUAUCAAAACAGCAUGUUUAAUAUCUUCAUUUCCUUCUCUGGGACGUCUUCUGCUAUCAACUAAAACUUCUCUCCAUAGCAGAAGGUUUGUCUAAGCUACAGGUGUGCCGACAUGGAUAGGGAGAUUCCUGCUCUGAUGGGCGUGUCAAAGGCUGUCCUCGAGAAUGUCAUAUUUGUCCACCAGGAUGACUCCAACUGGCCCCUGCAGGACCCGUCAACAUUAAAAAAGAAGUUUGACGAUAUAUUUUCUGCUACACGGUAGUUCCGUGCCCUCAUAUUUUAUUCGUGGCAUAGUUUUUUCCGCGUCCUUAAGUAGAAGAAAUAUGGAAUUGGACUUCUAAUUCUGGAAGGAAUCAAUGUAGCUUCACACCUUGGUUUUGGUUCGUUAAUCCAAACGAAAUACGGAAUGCCAGCUACGUAAUGGCCAGGACUACUAGAAAGACCUCAACCAAAUAGAGUCGUUUAUCCAACGUAAUUCUUCUUAUAAUUACUGUUUAAAAUAAAUGCCAAAAAAACCUGUAUUGAGUUUGGAAACAUUGAAUAUGGUUGCCCAUCAUUAAUCUAUAUGAGAAGUCUGCCAUAGGAUAAAUGCCACAAUAUUUAGAUCAAUAUUACAGGUCAUAUUAAUGUUUCGACCAUUGAGAUUUUAGCAGUGUUGAAACACCAUUUCAUACCUCGCUCUGUAACACAGGUAACCUGAAUCAUCGGGUAAUCAUCAAUCAUUAUAAAGUGCUUUCUCGAAUUUGCACAUGUUGCUGUGAAAAAACAACUCAUUGUUUAGGUCAUAUUGGGCCAUAGUUGCCAAGAAGUCCGUAAAUUGAAGUUUGAUCAGUCUGACAUGUAUUUGCAAACUAUUGCAGAGAAUCGUUUUCAUUACGUUUAUACCUUUUCCCAGUUAUUCGGAGUUGCCUAAUAGCCUCCCUUAGUUUUACCAUUUUGAUCGAGUUGAACGUCUUUUACUUUUGUUAUAAUUAACUCUGGAACACCAUAUUGAAUACUUGUGGGUUGUUGCUUCAGACUUUCCCCUGAGGAUGACAGAGUGGAAUUUAUGGUCUUUUGUGGAUUAGUAUAUUCUUAUAAAAUACAGAUUCGUUCCCAACUUUAUAUAUAAUCACCUUCUCCUUAUAAUAAAUAAAUAAAUAAUAUAAAAUGGAAAAUUUCACUCUUUAUUCAUUUAUCUCGAAAUUUUUAUGUAAAUAUUUUGCAUAGAAGGGGCUACAUGAAGUGAGCAAAUAUAUGUUGAUAAAUGACGCUGUCUUAUAAUUUAUUCAUUUAAAUCUCCCUGUUUUUCCAUCCUUAGAAAAGUUCUGUUUUGCCUUAAGGACGAUUGCAAAUGAGCGGUAUUAAAUCGAAAGAGCACAUUGUAUCCGACUCCUGAAAUUUUAUGUUCUUAGCCAUACGAUGUAUUCGCCUGUGGGCUGGAUAUGUUAGUUGAUAUGAUGUCUCGUUCCUUGCUUCUCCUUUAAUAUAUGUAUUUUAUUAACAAAUUCUUUAUUCUCUUUUGCUGGCAGUUUUCUUAUCCAGGCUCUUCGUACUAUCUUCUGAUAGCAUCUUAUUGUAUCCAUUGUCUUGCUCUUGUCCAUAGUUUUAUGGAGUCUACCUUAGAUGGCAUGUUCUCUGUGCUUUCUGAUACUUGGAAGACGAAAAUGACUGGAGCUACGUUUAGCCUGCCAGUUUCUUCGCAGAUAUCUAAAUAGUAUUCUCCUGUUUACUGCGUCUAUGCCCUGAAUAUGCAAUUGGAGGUGUUUUCCUAUAGUCAUAUCGUCAUACUGUUCAUAUAAUUUACGUUAAAACUGGCACCUCUUUCAUUAGCAUCGACCCAGAGCUCUGUACUGUCAUGUGCCUAGUUCAAUUGUUGAUGUUAUCCAGAACUAGAAUUUUUUAUUUCUUGUUAGUUUUCUGACUGUGAGCUUCUGAAGUCAGGACUGACCUUUUUUCGUUUGUUAAUUUCGACAACCAGUUAUACGAAAGCUUUGGAGGCCAUAAAGAAGCUUCACAAGGAGCAAGCUCAGGAGAUAAAGACAUAUAAACUGAAGUUGGAGAGUCUUCAAAUACUGAAGGAUGCAGCGUACAAGGUUAUAGCUUUAUAUAUAUUUUUUAAAACGGUUUAUUUAUGUUUUAAGAGAGCAUCAUUUCUCACAUAUAAAUUUGCGGAUUGAUUCUUGACCACUGGGUUCAUGUUGGGGUCUGCGACAAUACUAACGCCAGGUGUGGAAUGACGGGUCACCAGUCAUUAGUAUUUGAAAACACACAUUUUUUCUUCUUUUUGAAAGCGUAUAGUACCACAUGAUUAUGAAUAGAAAAAGAGAAAAAUAGAAAAAGAGAAAAAAUGCAUAGGUGUGGAAGAUGUGACCUCUCGAAAAGAAACUGUGUAUCAAUACUCUUACAGCUGUAAGGCAGAUGAUAUAAGAUGAAGAACUUCACACCAAACGACCCCAAAAUAGUAGAACCACCUCCACUGCUGUGCAAAAUCAUCACCCAUUCAUUCAAUUUGUCACAAUCCCGCAAAAAGAUCUUAUACGCUGAGGAGGUUUCCUCUUUAAAAAUAAGUUGGUUUCUCUCCAUCCAAACAGCUCAAAGAUUAGCAUUUGAGAUAAGUCACUAAAUCUGCCAUUUCAGAUUUCUCAGUCCGUCUCAAAUUUUGUGAUCAAACAAAAGAAAUGUGAAAUUCUUUUGGCCUAAAGCUUUGCCAUGACCAGGGAUCUUUUCUUCCUGCAGCUUCGGGAUAGCAUUGCUCAAGAUCUUGAAAAAACCGAGUUACUGAAGACUCAAACAAAGGAUCUCGAAUCUAACAUUCUGAGUGUCGAGAAUAAGAUCCUUCAAACAGAAACCUCUUUGAAGGAUCUGCGAAAGCUUCAGGAUCAGAUAUCUACUAAUACUGCGACAAGAAGCACUUUAUUUAAACUUCAACAAGCACAGUAUGCUGCUCUUGCUGAGGAGAAUGAAGGCCAGUAAGCAACCAUUGACGAAAUAUAAAUAUUCUUUUUCUUUGUAUGCAUCAUUUGUUAUUUUAAAUCGUGUAUACCAGCGGACUGUUCAUUUUUAUUGUCAACAAAGGUUCAAUUUUAUUGUCGUCAUUAAGCUGAUGGUUUUCUGAGUAUUUUAUGCCAUUUGACGAUCCAAACAUUAAACAUUGUUAAUCCUUCUAAGAAUAUUUCUUUGCUUCUAUCUCUGGAUAAGUCGUCAAACUGAGCAUUCUGUGUUAGUAUAACUGCCUGACAUGUAAAUCUUACAAGAUCACUCUCUGUAAGAGCAUUAUCUUCACUGACACGUGUAUAUGCGGUGCAUUGAGCAUGUGUUAUGCCUUUUAUUAUUCAGAUACUGAUGAAGAACUAAAGGAAUGGCAAAUGAAGUUUGAAGAAAGGAUUGCGCUUCUGGAGUCUAAGAUUUGCAAGUUAGAGAGGGAAUUGAAUGACUCUGAGAUGAGAAGCUCAUUUCUUUUGCAGACCAUUAAUGACUCAACCAGGGAGAUAGGAAAACUGCAAGCUGAAACAGAUGUACUGUGUUGAGCUCAUCUCUUUCUCCUGUAUUUGGCAGUUUGAUGUUGAUAUCUUCUUCAUUACCUCUUUUUUUCCAGGCUUAUUUGUCUUUGAGGCGUGAAAGGGAUUUAACCAUCCAAAGUCUUUUCACAAGGCAGAACCUUGGGCUGCUUCCUAGUAUUCCUUUCACCAAUGAAGUGGCUUUCAACCUUACAAACCGAAUCAAGUCAAGGUUAUUGGAUCUUGAGAAAGACCUCCAAGAUAAAAAGGUUGGAACAAUAUGUUUUGCUAUUGCAUGUUUAUCGUUGUUUCUUACUACUAUAGCUCUCAAUAUUUACAAAUUUUUCGAGUUGAUUUCCUUGGAAUUAUUCUGUCCCGAGGAUCCAAGAUGUGCUUCUAAAAUAUCCUGCUUAUUCAAACGAGUAGAUAUUUAAUAUUUUAUUCUCGAGUUCCAAGAGUGAUGGUCACGUUGUUUUAAGAUGAAAAAUCUUGUGUUCACAUUGAUGGAAUUGGUAAAUUAGAAAUUAAACAAAAUAGAGAGGAAUAGCUUUGGGCUUGUAUAAUGAAAGCUAAGAAAUCUUGCUAUUUUUAUAUUCUUAUAUGCACCAUUCAGUGUCGUGGAUGAAUAAUUCUGCGUGAAGUUCUUUAAUCAUUUAAAUUGUACUAUAUCUUUUCUAAAGGGUGGUUAUUGUCUUGAUCACCCUAUGGAGAUUCUGGGGGCAUGGAGAUUAUCUCAGGUUGUGAGGUCUCAUGAUUUAAAUGCAUGGGUGCUGUAGUGGCAGAGAAGUUUCCAGAAAGAUACCCUAUACCCAAUAAUUUUUUUCUCAAAUAAGGAUUGCAUAACCAAUCCUUAUUGUACUUCUUCUUGGGAUCUGGUCGUGAUUUUAUCAUAGUUUUGUAUUUUCAUUACCUGGCUUAAUAUUCGUUUGGAGGUCUUUUCUUACAACAAAUGUUGUACAAUAUUGUUGCAAAGCUGUAUGCAAUCUCCAUUUUUGUUCUCUCUUAUACUUGUUUCAUGGAUUAAGCUCAAACAUGAUUUCUUCUCAGCAAUCAAAUGACAUGAAACUCAAAGCUCUAUGGGAACGCUAUGUGGCAACCAAUGCUCGCUGUAGUGAAAUUGAGGGUCAGAAGCAGGCAAAAAGUGAUACGAAAGUGUGUUAUUGACGAUUUGGGGUCAUUCAUCCAAAAUUUACUUUUUUCUGCUUAUAAAAGUAUGCCACAUACUAAUGGAAGUACAUUGAUGUAAUUUCUGAUCAGGUAGGAAUUUUAAAGCGCAAAAAAGAGAGGGAGAAUGAGCGUGAUCUUGCAGAGCAUGAGCUUUCGAAGCUUAAUCUGUCACACAUAGAUGAAAGAGAGAAGCAUUUGGUAUAUUUUUGAUGUUGCACUAUUGCAUAUGACCUUUACUAAUGUGAUUUUUCAUAAUGUUUAAGACUAACCUUUAUUUUGUUAUUUAGCAAAUUGAGGUUGAGAGAAAGACCGUUGUUCUUGGAGAAAGAGAUUUUGAAGAAAAAAUAAACGAAAAAAGGACGGAAAUAUUUAGACUGGAACAGAUGAUUAAGUCCCUUCAUCGUGAGAAAGAUGUCAUGGCUAGUGAUUCUGAAGACAGAGUCAAAUUGGAGCUGAAAAGGGAGGAACUAGAUGGCUGCAGGAUGAAACAUAGAAAAAUGUAAUUUCCUCUGUUUCCUAUUAUGAGUUUUCGUAUUUUUAUGAGGCUUUGUCGAAUUAUGAUAGUGUGCAAUCUAACUUUUGUAUGUUAAUAUUUAGAUUGGAUGAGCACAAGGAGAAAAUUCGAGUUGUUUUCAAGGGGAGGCUUCCUCCUGAUAAGGAUUUAAAGAUGGAGGUGAUAAAUGCUUCCAGGUUGUUCUCUAACUUCUAUUAAAUUUGAUUAAACUUGCCUCUAAAGAUUUGAUUGAAAUGGACCAUGUAAUGUAACAUCAGAAUUCAUGUUAUUCGCCACGAAAUAGAUUGUAUCCUGAAUAGGGAAGGGAUAGAUUGAUUGCCUUUCUCUCCUUGGUUGUUUUGUUGGCAAGGAAAGCAACUUUCCUUCCAUAUUUCUCAGUUACAUAGCAGUCAUUUGACUUUACUCUCACAGUAAUUUUAUUCUGGUGAUAUACAUGCAUGACUGUUUGUCAAUGUUUAUUAGACUGAUAUGAAGGAAAAGAUAAAAGUUCAACCACUUUUUUCCAAUAAAUUUUCGGUUGAGAGGAUUAUCAUUCUAAAAUAAUGUGAUUGUCGUCUGUGCAGGACUCUUAAAAAGGAGUAUGAUGAUUUGCAUUCCAAAUGUCUAGAUGCUGAGAAAGAAGUGAAAGUGAUUGAGAUGAAAAUGCAGGACACAAGUAAUAACAUAACAAAGCUUCAGAAGGAUAUGGAUGGUAAGUUCGGAGCAUAUGCAUACGUUGCGAGUCUUCUAUGUGGUCGUUAAUGUCUCCGUGUCAUACUCCUAUUUUCUAUGCAGUCGGCUGGUAGAUCUGCAUACUUCCAAACUCAUACUGAAGCUUGUUAAGGCUCAAUAAUGAAAUCGCUGAACCACCUGGCCUUUCAUGUCUGAUAUUUAGAGAACUUUGUGUAUGAUGUUCGACUAUUUAGGCAGCUGCAUUUAGCACGUGGAAUAAGGGCUUCUGAGUUGGUCAUGAGCGAUGUGUCUGAUGUUUUAGUUUGAUAACACUGGAGGAGUGCAUAGCUUUAUGACACAGUAGUAACACUAUUUUAGUAAGUGGGAUGUGUACGUUGAGUCUGACCUUGCCUUUAUUCUAUCACGUCUGAAAACAAGAGGUCACUUAUCAGUAAUUCCCAGUUGUAUGAUAAAUCUUUGCUGGGGCCAACCUAACAUUUCACCGGAUUAGGCACACGUGGGGAAUGCUGAGUUUGGGGCAUUCAGCAGGUUCUUGAUACAACGGUGGAUAUGGAACAUUUCAAUUGCGUGAUACAAUAUGAUAAAAAUGUUAACACACAGCAUAUAUUUCAAAAUACCCUUUCUGAAACAACCAGUGGAACCCAUCAAAUUUGAAUUAAACUGAUCAGCUAGGGUUGAGAAUGGUUGUCAUGUUCCUAUACUUCCUAGGGUAUGUUCAUAAGUUUGGUAGAAUACAGACUUAUAUGCUGAAAUAUAAAACUUAGAUGCUGAUUAGCACGUGGCUAAACUCAAUCAAAAAACGAAAAAAGGGAUGUGAGAAGUGAUAGUGCUUCCAUUUAUGAAUUGAAGCCAUCAUGGCUUCAAGGAUCUUCUCUACAGUUCUUUUUUCUGUUAAUUGAUCUCUCUGAGUAAAAGCUUACUUGCCGAAUAUAUGAUUAUUGUGAUUCAAAUGCAGCUAAGCGGAGAUUCAUUGACUCAAAACUCCAGUCUUCGGUUCCGGGAUAUUCAAGUGUUGAUACAUUCCCAGGUAUUCUGCUUGAAGCAACGGAAAAAAGAGAAAUACAUAAAAGGUUUGUUUCUUGUAUCAGAUGUAGCUUCUCAAGUGCAUUCUCAAGAGAAAACACUCACCAUAGGUAACUUAUGUACAGCAAAUAUAACAUUGCCGAUGGAAUGAGGCAAAUGUUUGAUCCGUUUGAAAGAGUUGCACGUGCACACCAUAUUUGUCCUUGUUGCGAGCGUUCUUUCUCUCCUGAGGAAGAGGAUGAAUUUGUCAGGAAGGCAAGCAUUUUCUCUGCGUAUUUUGUUUUUUUUUUUUAAUUUUCGUGAUCCUAAAUUUAAGGCUUUUGCUUUAUUUUCUCUUUAUUUUUUGUUUGUGCAUUUCUUGACUUACUGCAAACUUUCAGCAAAGAGUGAAAAACACUAGCUCCGCAGAGCACAUGAAGCUGUUAGCUGUGGAAUCGUCAAAUGCUGAUUCUCAUUUCCAGCAGUUGGACAAGCUACGCAUGCUCUAUGAGGAGUACAUUAAGCUUGGGAAGGAAACUAUUCCCUUAGCUGAGAAAAAUUUGAAAGAACUUACACAAGACCUGGGGCAGAAAUCACAAGCUCUUGAUGAUGUAACUCAUCCUCCAUCAUAGUUUUCAUGUUGACAAUGUUCAUUUGUGAUCUAAGAAUUAUAUUCUUACAACCUAGGAAUUUUUCGACGACCAACUUCCACGGCGUUCAACUUAUCUUUAUGAUGAACGCGAAUAAUUCAUUUUUACUGGUUAAAUAUUUUAAAAGAAAGUGAUGUUACUUGAUUGGUAUCAUCUGCUUUCAGACUUGGCACAUCAUUUCUUUCUUGUAAAAUCAAUUAGCUCAAUAUUUAUUUGCUUUUAAAAGCUUCCAUUUUGCUUUUAAAGGAUUUUACAAGUUCAAGGACCAUUAGUGUUGUUUCUGACCAUCACUCAGCAUGACCUAUUGGUCCUGAGCUUUGUUUGCUCCUACCUUUCAUGUCCUUGGACUGCUUUCCUCCUUGUAAAUUGUGUAGGAUCAGUGGAGAGAUAUGGAGGGAAAAUUUGGUGAAUGAUGAAAUUUGCUUAAAAGGCCAAUGUUUCAAAGUAUUUUAAAAAAAAAUUACGUUCAAUUAGUAAUAUUUGUAUCUUUCACUUUAUUUUUGUAAGCCGAGGUAGCUCUCUACCCUGAAUUGGAUGAUACAAGCCAUCUGAUCGUGAUUGUACCAAGAUACUUGGGUUCUUCAUGCUCUUUGGAAGAUUAUGAAUCUAGUUUCAUUCUUCUGUUUAUUUCUGGAUGAUUUAUUUUAUGAAGAGCAUCAAGAUGAACUAAAUUAGGGCCAAAUUACCUGAGUUUGGACUGGUUGAUCUGGAUCUCAAUCAAGAAAUAAAAAAUUGAAGCCCUGAGCCAGGCUUUUCCCGCUAUUUUCAUUUAUGGUUUAGUUAGUCAUGGAAUUGACUUGUUUUGGGGAGUGUCAUGUCAGUUCUGGAUGAUCUACCGAAUAAAUCCAAUUCUCUAGAAAUGAAUAGGAAAUUUAUCAUUGCGGCGUCUGCCUAUGUAGGCUUGUCUGAUUUGGACUAGUUGUUAUUUUGUUUUAUAUCAUUAGCAUAACGCAGGGUGACGCAAAUCACGGAUAUCUGGUGAAGCUUCCCGAUCCUGAGUUGAGUCUGCGUCAAAUUGAUCAUGUAUAUAUCCCUAGAUCCUAAUAAAUAUAGCUGAUUGGGUAGCUCCCUUGUCUGAUCGCUGUUUCUAACACUUUGUUUAAGAUGAGCUGCCUCCAUGCCACCAGUAAGGAUUUCAGGAUCGACCAAUUUUACUCUGAACAGGUCAAUCCUUUUUUAAUUUCAAGGGGUCCCAAAUAUGAAGCAAAAAGGAUCAAAAUUGGGUGGUUUGGACCUCUUUGGGGAAAAAAGUGCUUCAUAGACAACCCCCGUCUCUAUUAUUUUACGUCUUAUCUGGCCAUCUCCAUUCCUUGCACCAAUCUCGCUUGAUGCCAUCCUCCACAGCCAUCUAGAGUCAUUGUUUCUAUCCGUAUCUCUACGUUUUGUGGUUACCACUGCAUUCCCUGCUUGGUUAUUCUUUCUUUCCCUUUUCUUCACCAGGUCAUAGUAUAGAUGAAUCGAACAUUUUUACUAGACUUUAUCUUGGCCAGAAGUAGUCUUUAUAUUUCAAUCAUUUUCUGAAAAGUCGCAUUAAGACCCUUAGGUUUGUUAAAAUAAAUGUGCGCUAUUUUUUCCCUCUCAUUGAUCAAUUAGACCAACAUAAUUCAUUAUUGGUUGGAUUGUGUCCCUAUCAAUCUCAGAUACCAGAUUCAAUUUCUUGAUCCUUGGUAACUGUCAACUGGUUACCAAGGACAUUGUGUUACUAAUAUUCCUCUUUUAUUGGUUGCAGAAUACCAACAUAGUUUUUUUUCGAGUCGUCUUGUUAAGCUUCUUAGAAUAAAUUUGGUUAGUUAUUUGUAUGUUUAAAUUUGUUAAUACUUACCAGGGUAUGUGUAUCAUUUGAUUUUUAAUGUUGGAUGCAUCGGUGAUGUAAUGUUCUUUCUUGAUGCAGCUUGUAGGUGUUCUAGCGCAUGUUAAAGCUGAGAAGGAUGCUGUUGAGAUUUUAGUGCAACCUGUGGAAGCUGCAGAUAAACUUUUGUUCGACAUGCAAAAUUUACAAGAGCAGGUUGAGGAUUUGGAAUAUAAGCUUGAUGCAAGAGGGCAAGGUGUAAAGACAAUGGAGGAAAUUCAGAACCAACUUAAUGCCCUUCAAAUGAAAAGGUGUCUGACAGGCAUUAUUUAGAUUUGACGUUAAUCUCUCUUAUUUGAUUUAUAUUAUCAUUGGGCACAUACAUGAUAUAGUUUCACUGCGUCCAAAAGCUGACUCACACUAGUUAAAGGUUUACAUUACGGGGAAUCUUACAUGAUCAAGUUGUAGCCUUGCCAAAUUGACGUGAUGCAUAAACUGUAUUGUACGAAGUUGGUUCGUGUCUCCACUAAGUACCAAAUCUCUUUUCUUUUUAGUCUCAACUGGCGUUGUUCGUUCCUCAUUAAAUAGGGAAAUUCUUCUUGUAAACUCUUCACUUUCUUUUCAAUGGAAGGAGGUUCAGUGUGGAGAGGUGCGUCAAUUUCUAUCAGAUUUCGUAGCCCUUCUAGCAUUCAUAGUUAGGAGAAGAUCAUUAAUUCAUUGCUUUUGCCCGUUCAAGCUAAUUUCUUCCCUCUGCUUCCGGUUGUCAUGUGCCAGUUACACGAUUUCUCCAGUCCUCAAAGCCAACCCCAGCGGGGAAAGCAAAUCGUCUUUGUUCUGGUUGCUUAGUUUAAUACAUUGUCUAAAAGAUUUAUGUCCUUAUGUCAUUGAAAGCCAUCUGUUUUUUAUUAAAUAGACCUUGUGUGGGAUGCAUCACAUGUAUGCAUUGGAGAAUGGCUGCUCUAUGUUGUAUUUGUUCUUCUUUGUUUUGAAACGAGCAUUAAUUAUGAUGUAACGGAUACUUGGGAGUUGGUGUAAGAUAAUUUCAUGACUACCAUUUCUUUUGAUAUCUGAAAGCACAAACCUUCUGUGAAUAUUCCCUCAAAAGUCGGAAGGUUUCCAUUCCUGGAACCUAAUAUCGACUUGAUAAAUGAAUACUUUCUUUGAUGAUAGUGAAAGCCUGCAUGCUCUUUUAGUAGUAUCGAGUACAAAAGUGGUAUUCUUCACCAAAGAUACUCUUCAAGCAUGCCCUUCAUCCCCUUUCCUACUGACCAUUGUAAUAUUAAUUUCUGGAUUCUACAGAAUGAAUCUAUAAAUGAACGGGAUCUCAGGGUACUUUAUGUAACAUGGUUGGCUAAGGGUGUGAAGUAUGAGAAAUAAAGGAAAUCCAGGAAAUGGAGAAGUUUUACAAUUGACGUUGUCCAUGCAGUAAGAUUAGGUUAGUAGGUGUCGAGAACCAUAUAUCUUUUCUUUGUUUCUUGACGGUACAGUUACGUGGGCGCAUUAAAUCUUGGUCCUUGUUUAGGCCCACUAACCUAUUAAGUCUCGAAUUCAUCAUGAGUCAACUAAACUUGUGCUGUUGAGUCUAUAUAAAUAGCAUUACCCGUUGGGACGAAUGUGAGAACGAGAUAGACUCUCCACCGUUUGGCCUUGGGUUUUUUGGGCCUCCAUCUAUUCUCCUUUCUUCUCUUUGUCAACACCUGGGUUUUCCUAGUUUCUACCUUUCUCACUUCGUUUGAAGGUUCUUCUACACUGGGUAAACUAAAAAUGCAUUGGUCGUAGUGUAAAACACAUCAAUUAAACAGCAUGUUUUUUAUGAUCAUCUACAGAGGAUCAUGGAUAUUAAAGGAUUAUGUGACGCCUUUUGGUAAGAACAUAGAGUCAAAUAUAAUUUACAUUAUUCGUUUGUUCCUGGUCUGGAUUUAUGUGUUAUACUUCCUUUCAGAGUUCCAGAAAACAGAAACCAGGUUAGAAUUCUGAAUAUUUUCAGUAUACUUGGCUGGUCGGCCGUUAGUUCUUUCUGGCAAAAGAACUAAAAGAGUUAACAAGUACAGAUGGAGAGACGGAAAUAUGAUUAAAAAUGAGAAAUUAUCACCCCUAGAAAUCAUUCGGUGUCAGGAAAGCUACAGAUUAUUCCGAUAACUGUCAGGUCUCUCCUCAGGUGUGAGCGGGCCAUGGGACCGUUGGCACAUGGGCCAUGAAGAGCCACCUCCACUUCUAUUCCUUGUUUUGUCCUUUUUUUCCCUUAAUUUUUCUCAUAGCCGCAUGGUUAAAAAAGGUCAAAAUAUAAAUGAUUGCUUAGUUUUAAAAGGCACGUUUAACAUCAUGAAAUUUGAAAGUUGGUUCUUACCAUUUAGAGAAGUUUUUGAUGUAUUGAAAUAAAUAUCAAGGAUCGCAACAUCUUCUAUAGAAAUUCAAAAUGGGUCAUGUUAUUGGAUUGACAAUGGAUGACUUGGAUUCAGGUUUCCUUGUACUGGCAGGUUUGUCUCUAACAUCAUGUCAUAACUUGGAAUAUAAAUAAUCGAGCGUGAUCAUAUUUUGAAGUGGAUUCAUGUAAUGUGUUAUACAAUGUCUAAUUAAAGUGGAUUCAUGUAAUAUGUUAUACAUUGUCUAAUUAUCUGAAGAUAUUGCCGGUCAGAUGCAAUGUUAUGAAAAGAUAAUUUUCUUUCAUUUUUCUAAUUUGUGAUCAUCAAAAGGCCUGGCAUAACUAGAAGAAAGAAAGAUGAAUUUAUAAUUAAGCACUGACCUUCAUUCAACUAAUCAAUAAAAGGGUUUCAGUAGAUUCAGUUAAUAAAGUUUGAGCGAAUGACCAAUUUCGCGAGAGACUGGCGCCUAUUUAGUACAUUCUUAUUUAAGAUAUGGUUUCUCUGUGGAUUCUCAUUUGGUUGUGUGUAUUGGACCCCCUUAGCAUAUCACAUUUGACAUUGUAAAAGCAUGCAGAUGAAGCUUUGGUUUUGUUUAUUCUUAUGUCUUGUGGACUAAAAAAUCAGCUAUGCUUGUGUUGUAUAUGUUUGAGAUGUUUAGAAAAUAUAUUUUUUUCUGGCAACCAGGGAAACUUUGCAUGGUGAGAUGGACAAACUGAGGGAUGAGCAAAAGUAUAUGAGCAGUGACUUGUCAAAUGCACAGAUGCGGUGGCACUCCCUUAGGGAGGAGAAGCUGAAAGCAUCAGGUAUAUUGCAUAAAAUUAAGAAGGCCGACGAGGAAAUCAUUCACCUUGAAGAGGAAAAAAUUCAAGUUGAAUUUGAUGAGAAGGUGGUCUUACUAUUUCAUUUUAUAUUUUUCAAUUUGCCUUGGGAAAUAUUUUUCAUGUACAGUAGUUAAGACUAGAUUGUUAUCUUUUGGGUCCUCUGCCCAUUUUCCAGUUGGUUGGCAACUCUUUAGGUUAGGUGGAGGUUCAAUUAGUGGGUCUUGACUGGAUACCUAAUAGUUGGCUUGAGCCUGAUUGUACUGAGUUAAUAACUAGCGUUGCAUACAAUCUCCAAGAUGACCGGGAAUGCUCUAUCGAAACGAUGAUUCUUCAUCUAGAUCUUUCCACGGAAGGAAAUUAUUGAUCAUUAUGGUUAUCAAUUUCGAGAGGUGCAGCGAUAAAAUACAUGAAAUGUUAUAAUAAAUUAUUAUGUUUGAUUCGGUCAGUUUAAUAAAGCUAUUUUAGUGUGGUUACAUCGUAAAUGAUGCAAGUUCUUCACUGCUCCAUUAAUAAUGUUAUGAAAGUAUGAAAAUAUGAAUCCUUGAAACACCGUGUUUGUUUAUUUCAUUAUUCUUUUUUACUCUAGAAACUGCUAUAAGUAAACUACUCUUUUUUUAUGCAGAGUUCUGUCAUUUUUUCUGUGCAAUGGGGAAUCAGCAUUCUUAUCUGUGUGGGAUGGCAAAUAGGCCUAUAGAACAUGGUAGAUGAUUAGUCUGGUUCCUUUUUCAAUAUGUUGCAGUAUGGAUUGAUGUUUCUUUAAUGUCGAUGUUAUUAUUCUUAUCCUAUUUCGUAUAAAUAGUGAUAAUAAAUUUCUAUUGUUGUUGAAACUGACCUAAUUACCGUAUAUGAUGACAUCUUUCUUUUGGGAUAAUAUUUUUCCUUUUCAUUUUCUUGUAUACAAAUUUUCAGCACUUAGAAGCAGCUUUAAUUCCUUUGUCAAAGGAGAAAGAGAAGGUUCUGCAGGAUCAUUCAGAUUUGCUUCUGAAACUUCAACAGGAAUAUGAUGAGCAGGCUGAAGUUAAAAGGACCUACCAACAAGAAAUUGAUAUGCUUUUGACACAUGUGUCAAAGAUUAAAGAGUACGUUUUUGAGCCCAUGUAUUUAUAUCUUAGCCCUUGCCUUGUUCUCAGGAUUGGUCUAUUAUGGAAACAUAGUGAUCAUCUCAAGUCAAAGAAAACACUUCCCAUUCAUAUAUACCUGACGGCCAUAGACAAGUAUUCCCUUGUUUCAUAUUCUCACUGCCUUAUUUUUUUUGGAUGUUUGACUAGUUACAUUGAUUCAAAGAAAGGAGAAAAGCUUCAGGAAUUGCAAGAGAAGAAUUCAGCCUCUGAAACACAACUACAGAAUUGUGAGGACAGGAAACAGGAAAUUUCUGCUGAAUUGAAUAAAAGUAAAGAGUUGCUGAGAAAUCAGGAUCAAUUAAAAAGAAAUAUUGACGACAACCUCAAUUAUAGAAAGACGAAAGCUGAAGUAGAGGAACUCACUCAUCAGAUAGAAUCGUUGGAUGAUAAAAUACUGAGCAUCGGUGGGGUUUCAGCAGUCGAAGCUGAGCUUAAAAGACAUUUGAAAGAAAAGGAGAGACUUCUUUCUGAGGUAAUCACUAGUCACUGUCCUAAUUUUUCGGGUUAAUUGUUGAUUUACUUUUUAUGAAACGGUGAAAAUUGCUCAAUUAAUAUCAUUUCCUAAAAAUAACGUGAGUUCUUUUUCAUGAUUGGGCUUUUUUCAUCUACAUACAGAUUUCUAUGGAUGGCCAUAGGCUAUUCUCUGCAGGUUCAAUUUUUUUCAGGUGGUAAAGUAACCAUGUUUGGAUCAACAGAAAGCAGGGAAAAGUAUAGAGCAUUUUUUUGUGAUUAAAUGAGUUUUUAGGGUUAAAAAACUGUGAACCUAUAUAUAUAUAUUUAGAUACGGAAAUAGCCAUACAUAGAUGUGUCAGAGUGCGAAAAAUUGCGCCACAACACAAGUAAUUGACGCUUUCCAAAAUCAUUGUAGUCUCUGAACUAUUCUUUAUCAUGAGAAUCCUGCGCACAAAUGUUUUUAUGUAUUAACUAUACAUGAAUUAUAUUUCUGUAUAACGUAUGCACUGUAUGAUCAUGCACACGAGCAUGUGCCAAUAUUUUUGAAGUGAUAAGAUAAACACUUCUCAAGCCUAUUUAACUUUAAUCAUUGAAUUUUUUCCCAUGAUUUCUGAAAGGCUCGUUGUUUUUGAAUUACGGAGCAUCCUUACGCUUUUGAUUCUUCCUUGGGCUUGGCAGUCUUAGCAUCAUUAUGAAUGUAUUGACCCAUUAUUCAUGUGUUAUCUAGUUCCGCCAGCGAACUCCAAUGUUUUGACCAACCUCCUACUUGGAAAGAUGGCAAGCGCCAACACUUAGAAAUAAUGAGCAUUUGACUUGUGAUAUUUAAAAUUUUGGUCUCCGAGAUUCACAUUUUUUGAGUUUUGGGUGGCUUAUACCUGGAUAUAAAUGCCUGGUGAUAUUUAGAAAUAAUGCAUUCGACUUUUUUAAGGCGCUUCCAGUGGAUAUUGACGGUAGUAUUGAGUGGUUGAUUGGAGUUCUUCUAGGUGCUCUUUUAGUUCUGUACAUUUAUUUUCACGGGCACCGAUUAAAUUGUGUCAUCAUGCUGUCGAAUUUUCUAUAACUAUAAGGCUUGCAUAAUACUUCAGGAAAAAAAGUAUUUCAAGAUCUUGUUUGGUGAAAAAAUAGUAACAGUGAGGGGCAGUAUCCAGGGCAUCUUGUCAAAUUAAUUUUUGUAUCUCUGUAUCUUGGAGUGUUGCAUGGUAGGCAUUAUGAUCUUCUUCAUUCCCUUCCAAAGUAAUGCAUCCUAUGCUGACCCAGUGGAAUUAAAUUUGAACUUAUUAUAACAUAAAGAAUCGUGAGAGGCUCUUAGAGCAGUUGCUCAUGGAAGCGUUGCCUUUUUAAUGGUUUUCUCGCUUUAUGUGAAUGUGUUAUUCACAUGUGGUAAUGGUGAAUAAGUGUUUAUCUUGUGAUUAUUUCGUUCGUGCGACACUGAUGUUCCGCCUUAUGCAGCUAAAUAGGUUUCAUGGCACAGUUUCAGUGUAUCAAAGUAAUAUGUCAAAGAGCAAACUGGAACUUAAGCAAACACAAUACAAUGACAUUGACAAGAGAUACUUUAAUCAGCUUAUUCAACUCAAGGUUUUUGUCUCUCUUCUCAUAACUGGGUUUCUCACCUUGGUUUCUGCACUGACAUUCCUUGACUAACUUCUACGGCAGACAACUGAAAUGGCAAAUAAAGAUUUGGACAGAUAUUAUAAUGCACUUGACAAGUAAGUUACUUGUCAAUCACCCUGCUACAUAGCCGACAUUUAAUAUCGUUUUUUUACCUUUAGUUCAAAUAAUUCUGUUGAUUCUUACAUUGAAUGCUGUUGAAUCAUCUGCUCGAGCUGUCACUAUAAGUAUUCAUUGCAUCAAUUGGUUUACUUGGCUUUGGGCUUUGGCUAUAUUUCAUUCGCAGGGCGCUGAUGCGUUUUCACACAAUGAAAAUGGAAGAGAUAAACAAGAUUAUCAGGGAAUUAUGGCAGCAAACAUAUAGAGGACAGGAUAUCGAUUACAUUAGUAUUCAUUCUGAUUCUGAAGGCGCUGGGACUAGAUCCUACAGCUACAGGGUUAGUCAAGGCAUAUUUUGGUCUAAUUCACAUGUUUCAGCGAAUGCUGACACCAUCCUUUGAUGAACCGGUACCACAGGUACUGAUGCAGACCGGAGAUGCUGAGCUAGAAAUGCGUGGAAGGUGCAGUGCUGGUCAGAAGGUAUCACUCCUUUGCCCUUUCUAUGCUUCCUAAGUACACACUUUUGGGGUCCUCUGAUUCGGGCUCACUCUAUCUUUUCCUAGACCGUCUGGCUUAAAAAUAUUGUCCUCUUCUGUCGGCUUUUCUAGCUGGCCCAAGUAUAUUUAAAACUUUUUUAUUUUUCGUUCAUCCCAGGAAUAACAUUUAAUCAUCAAACUUGCACAAUGUUGACGAUAAAUGUAUGCAUUAUUUAUAAAUAUGAUUAAUUACGGCCCCGAUCAAUGUUAGCUUGGUAGAUUAUGGUUUCUCUCUGUUCGGUGUAUGACUACGCUGUCGCCAGGGAAGGUAACAUAAUCAUGGGGAGGAGAUGUAUGGAGCUCUGGAGAACAGUCGGCUCCUUGUUGUAGAUCUUUGGAUGAAAACUUUUAUGGCAGUUUUUCUUUUCAUUUUCUUGACUUGGGAUAUCACGAAGGACCUGGACAUUCAAGAAUUUCAUAUUUCGAUCCCCUUUAAUGCAACCAUUUUUUUCUCAAAAAAAAAAAAAAAGGAAAGAAAAGGAGAGAGGACACACUCUCAGGCACGCUUGUUUCAUCGUAUUUCUUCGUAUUGAGUCGACACUUCAAGUGAAGAGAUGAUACUCUUUUGAAGGCAAUAUUAGCCGCGUUGACCCGGCUCCACCAUAACUCUGAUUCUUGAUGCUGUUUUGACUUCUGGAUUCCGACAAUUGCAGCCAUUUUCUCGCCACUCAAAGAACCUCGGAUCGAUGUUUCCUGGGAAAUUUCUCCCAUUCAUGAUGAUUAACGGCUUCUUCCAGGUGUUAGCUUCACUCAUAAUAAGGCUGGCUCUGGCGGAGACAUUCUGCCUCAACUGCGGCAUUCUAGCGCUCGAUGAACCCACCACCAAUCUGGACGGGCCGAACACUGAAAGCCUGGCUGCGGCGCUUCUGAGGUAACUCCUGCCCGCCAGCUCCCUCGGGCAGUUGACCUUAACCAUAUCCUUGACUUUCUCGUCGUGGUCUCCUUGGCCAGAAUAAUGGAAGACCGGAAGGGUCAGGAGAACUUCCAACUGAUCGUCAUUACCCACGACGAGAGAUUUGCCCAGCUGAUCGGGCAGCGCCAGCACGCCGAGAAAUAUUAUCGCGUCACAAAGGAUGAACAGUAAGAAGAAGCCUCGAAAAAAAAAAAAGUAAUUUCCUUGGUCCAGUUUUAUUUAUCUAAUGCACUCCGUAUUUUUUCUCUCUCCGGAUAUUUUCAGCCAGCAUAGCAUAAUCGAAGUGCAAGAUAUAUUCGACUGA